Messenger RNA from Cajanus cajan (pigeon pea), 899 nucleotides. RefSeq names its product putative glutathione S-transferase parC. Gene Ontology annotation, molecular function: glutathione transferase activity. Gene Ontology annotation, cellular component: cytoplasm. Gene Ontology annotation, biological process: glutathione metabolic process. Lineage: Eukaryota; Viridiplantae; Streptophyta; Magnoliopsida; Fabales; Fabaceae. The record is from RefSeq and is a predicted model, not a curated record.
CAUAGCCUUGCUUCAAUUAGUAGUUUUUUUUUCUUUCACGUGAUUAGUUGAGAAUGGCAGAAGAGGUGGUUUUGUUGGAUAUACAUGCUAGUAUGUUUGGUAUGAGAGUUAGGAUUGCAUUGGCAGAAAAAGGUGUUAAGUAUGUGUAUAAGGAAGAAAGCAUAGGGAACAAGAGUCCUUUGCUUCUUAAGAACAACCCCAUUCACAAGCAAACUCUAGUUCUAAUUCACAAUGGAAAACCCAUUUGUGAGUCUCUCAAUAUUGUUGAGUAUAUUGAUGAGUUUUGGAAGGACAAAGCUCCAUUAUUGCCCUCUCAUCCUUAUCAUAGAGCUCAAGCUAGGUUCUGGGCUGAUUUUAUUGAUAAAAAGGUGCAAGAAGCUGGGAGUGAGUUAUGGGCCUCAAAGGUAGAUCAACAGGAGAAGGCCCGGAAGGAAUUGAAGGAAAGGUUGAAGCAACUAGAAGAGGUUCUUGGAGACAAGCCAUAUUUUGGGGGUGACUCAUUUGGGUUUCUUAAUGUUGCUUUAAUCCCUUUCCAUCAAUGCUUUUAUGCUUAUGAGACAGUGGGUAGAUUCAAAUUGGACUGUCCCAAACUCAUAGCAUGGGCCAAGAGAUGUUUGCAGAGGGAAAGUGUAUCCACAUCCCUUGCUAGUGAAAAGGACAUCUAUGAGUUUAUUUUGGACUAUAGGAAAACUCAUGGGUUGGACUAGGAGACAUCAUGGGAUACAAACUUGAGCAUGAAUUAUACGUAGUAAGAACUAAGGAAUAUGUGGAAUCUAUUAAAGAUCAACUAAUUGAUAAGAAAUUUUAUCUUUAAAUUUUAUUAUUGUUAUUUUACAAGAGAAUGUGUUUGUACCAAAUAAAUUAGGAAUAUAUGUGUUUGCACUUUUAUUUUUUAUUUU